GUACCCCAUUCAGAAUCUAACAGUUUUUCAACAAAACACAAAUAUAUACUGACUGUAGUAAGUCAUUUCUACGUAUGCUUCCAUCAGUGAGACCACAGCAUUAUGGGGUGUAAAUGCCAAUGGUAGUAAGCCCUAUUAGAGUCUUACCUGCUCUCAGUCUCAUUAUGCUCACUGCCCUUUAAAAGAACAGCUUAAUAUAUCGUGCAGUGGAGAUGUCAUUAAUGCAAAAUUAAGUCUGACCAAUUAUUCCCCUUAAGUAUUUUUAGGGUGAAUAAAUCUGUCCUUCAAAACCAAAGGCUGCCUUGUUUCUAACUGCAGGAAAUGCUUAGUUGAAAACAGAACAUAAGAUUAUUGUUACAAUGAUCUAUACUAUAGGGACUAAAAACAAAACGACUGAAACACAUGAGAGCACAGAGAAGUGUGCACUUUGUCUUUUCAUGCCGACAAAUCAUUGUGGCUGUGUGUAAAUUAUUCAACAGGAUCUGGCCCCAGUGGAAACCUGAGCAUAAUUAAAUUGCAAUAAAAUAACAUUAGUGUGGACAGGCUGUUAGAAGGUGAUGUAAUUGGCCGUUCCGGCGGUCAUGGUUCAACUGAUGAGGUCGGCUGUCAGGUCUUCCACUGGUCCUGUACAUUCCUGUCCCUGGGGACUGGCAGCUGACAGGGCUGACUGUACACUGAGCUUUCCUUGUCCUCAUACAGUGACAGCCAUGACCUGUGUCAUCUUGAUGAGCCAAGCCUAUUCUGUAAGGUUAGGACUUAUAUACAGCACUAACCUACGUGUGUCGGCUUUGUAUCUGGUGUCAGGUGAAGUGUUUGUGUCUCAAAGGUAGAAUGGGAAGUACCUAUCUCACCACUGAGACGUGGGCGCCAUCUAGUGUCCAGAUGUGGAACUGUACUCAUGUGGACAGACGGGGCCAAAGUAUCUGUCCAAAAAUAUUAAAACAGUACGUGAAAUAACGCUUAUAUUUCUCUAAAGUGACACACACAAACAAAUGAAGUUGUUAUACAGAAUAUAUUGUAGAUAAGUAGGUAGAUUUUCAUCACCAAAUGAGUCUUACUCAUGUUACAAUUUAAAGAAUUCACUGGCGGAGGGUUUACAUUACUGCUGUAACUCUAAUGCUCUGACAGUUGCAGUCGUGAUGUGGGAAAAGGAUACACCAGUCUCACUCAACUUGGGUCGUUUAUCAUCUUCUCCUCAGUGGUUUUCCUACAACUUUGACACAAAUGGGGCAAUGUGAUCUUCGCCAAACGCUUACUGGUUGGACAUUUGCAUCACUUUCUUUCAAUGGGUGAGGAAAAGCCGGACACGCUUGACUUUGUGAAGGAUUUCCAGGAGUAUCUGAGCCAGCAGACUCAGCAUGUCAACAUGAUAUCAGGUUCUGUCAGCGGCGUCAAGGAGGCAGACGAGCUGCCACCAGACUGCAGUCAGAAUGGAUUGGACCAUCCUUCAGUGGACAUGUCCCUGGAGGACAGCUCAGGGAUACUGGUGGACGGUUUUGAGAGGACCUAUGAUGGGAAACUGAAGUGCCGCUACUGCAACUAUGCCACGAGAGGCACAGCAAGACUCAUUGAGCACAUCCGAAUUCACACAGGAGAGAAACCUCAUCGCUGCCACCUGUGCCCGUUUGCAUCGGCCUACGAGCGCCACCUGGAGGCUCACAUGCGAUCACAUACAGGCGAGAAGCCUUAUAAGUGUGAGCUGUGCUCCUUCCGUUGCAGUGAUCGUAGCAACUUGUCACAUCAUCGCCGUCGGCGUCACAAGCUCCUGCCAAUGAAGGGUGCUCGCUCACUUUCCCAUAAGAAGAUGCUGAGUGUUUUACAGAAGAAGGCCAGCUCAUUGGGCUAUGGUCGCCGGCUUCUCAUCAACUUCAGCCCCCCUUCUAUGGUGGUGCAUAAGGCUGAUAAUGUGAAUGACUUUUCCCAUGAACUGCCCCAUUUACGUCAGGAGACCUAUGAUAAUCAGAGUAGAGCAGUUGAGGACGGGCACUCCACAAAUCAAAAUCACCAUGACAUGGUUAUGGACAACCCCCUGAACCAGCUGUCCACCCUGGCAGGUCAGUUGGCUAGCCUCCCUUCAGAGUCUCAGCCCCAGACUCAACCUCCCAUGUCUCCAGGAGCAGAGUCUAUUGUUGAUGAGAAGCCCUUCCUCAUACAGCAGCCCCACCCUGCCACAGCUCCUGUGGCUGUCACAGCCAGCAUGGCCAAUGCCUCCUCCUCUUCUCCAAUCACCCCAGAGCCCCGGGCCCCUCCCCACAGCAAUUGCAGCCCUGGAGGGGAGCCCUGCAGUGAGCACAGCGGGCGUAUCAGCACCCCAAGUAUCUCUAACAGCCAACCCAGCACGCCGGCCCCAGGCCCGUCCGCUCCACUCCAGGACCCCCACAUGCUGCAUCACUGCCAGCACUGUGACAUCUACUUCCCUGACAACAUCCUUUACACCAUCCACAUGGGCUGCCAUGGCUAUGAGAAUCCAUUCCAGUGCAACAUCUGUGGCCACAAGUGCAAGAGCAAGUAUGACUUUGCCUGCCACUUUGCCCGCGGACAGCACAAGUAAUGGAUGAAUGAAGAAGUCUUUGACAAAACUUUUAACGGACAGCUUUGUUUUAUUAAUUCCAUAGUUACUUAAUUUAUUGGUCUUUUACUUGGCCUUAAUGUAGCCUUGCCUUUGAAAAUGUCAAUAUUCAGAUGGUUUCAUUUUAUAUGGUGCCCAUUCAAGUGUAUUAUGAAGGGAUGAUCAGUGUUUUCAGCAGGUUGGGAAUUUAUUUGUGGUAGUGGAGUUACACUCGUACUGUUAUUAAUGAGACAAGUACAGCUUUCCUACUUAAUCAAACUAAUGUGUUUUCUAUUGAUGACCAAAUUUGCAAUAUUUAUUUAAAUGAGUUUAUGUUAUGCAGAUUGUGUAACCGACCUGAUAUCAGACUGAAGUGAACAAAAACCAGUGGCCACUGGAAGGAAUUUAUUUAGCAACUUAUGAAUCAAUGUUAUAACACUCAUACUAAAGGGAGAAUGCAUAUUUUGGGGAGACCAUAAAUAUGCGUUUGCCAAAUGUAAUGUUUUAUUGACUCUAAAAGGCCCCCAUAAGCAAAACAUAACCUCAUGGAAGGAAAAAAAAAAAAAAACUGGCAGUAGCUCACCUUUCAGGCACAACAGGAUGUUAGCAACGCUUGUCGCUGGGUUCAGCACAUUUCCCAGCUUAGGAUCAAUAAAGUGUAUCUACCUGUCUAUCACAGCCAGCACUGCUGUGCCCAAAGUUCAACUGGGCACAAGCACGCUGAGUGAUGCACUGGGCUCCUUGGUGCAGCAGGUCAAUGUGAGUCCGCCCCCCCAAAUAAAUUCUCAGUGUGGAGCUGUAUCUAAAGAUUACUCUGAUGAUACUAACACAAGAGUGAAACUGUUGACCUAGAGAGAUCUUACUUUAGCCUUGUUGAAAUUAUUUCAAUGCUUGGUGCAUUACAACUUUUACUUUGCAGUGCCUGACAUCGUCACUUUCGUGUGUGUCCAAGAUAUAGAGGACUGUUACAUUGAAGUUUAAUGGAUGUUAUUACAGUAUCAUCAUUUUACUGUAAUGGACAAGCCCAGAACCUCAGAAAAGAAGUUUUGCCAUUAUAGUUUCCUGUGGUAGCAAUGACGUGUUUUUUCUUUGCCAAAAUUCUGCCCCACGAAUGCUGCUAAGAAACUUUUGGAUCAAAACUAUAUGAUGGCAUCCACAGUAAAAAAAAAACAAAAAAAAAAAAACGACCAAACUUUGUAUCAGGUUGUUAUGGUCAGCCUGUUGUUAAACAAGACUUUGUAAAAGUUGUGUUGUUUUGAAGUCCCUCCACACGGUGCCCUUUUUGACCAGCAUUAUGGUAACUUAACUUAUGUUGUUGAAAGGAUUUUAGCAUAUCAUGUCACUUUCUGAUGUUUCGAUAUUGUAUGAGGUCACCUUGAUAUACGGCGUCUACAUGUUUAGGACAGAAUCAUCAAGUCUUGUGUCUCAUGUGAACACUUUAUCAAAAUUGCCACGUAGCACUGGGAAUGCCACGUUUUAGCCUUUGUGAUAACAAACACUGAAAUUCCUCAUUGAUCAUACAGAUCCCAGUGCUUUUCUGGAUAUUUACUGAGUAUUGUAUUCUGAGUGGUUGGAUAGAUGUUCAGUGUCAAAAAAGCAAACUCAUGUUGCAGUACGACUGCUAUUUAGCAAGAUUGUUCUUUGUCUUGGAUACUGUUGUCUGUUGCGUAGCAACAUGCGUGGAGAACAUAGUUACUGUUUUUAGGACCACCUCCUUGUCACCAUGCUUACCAGUAACAAGGGCAUCCAGUAAUGAUUGCCUCAUGUUCUCUCAGUGUGUCGUAGGUUCAUAGGUAAUGGUGAAUGUCGAAGCCGUUUGGCGAUCACUCUGUCCCUCUGGGAUGGCAAAUCGUUUUAUUGUGACAUGGAUUAAUCUAACUAAUUUAUAAGUAAAGUGUUUUCUAACUGA
This is a messenger RNA of Scatophagus argus, 4457 nucleotides long. RefSeq names its product IKAROS family zinc finger 5 (gene ikzf5). The transcript has 4 exons. The record is from RefSeq and is a predicted model, not a curated record. Gene Ontology annotation, molecular function: DNA-binding transcription factor activity; RNA polymerase II cis-regulatory region sequence-specific DNA binding. The coding region runs from base 1286 to 2551 and encodes 421 amino acids. Lineage: Eukaryota; Metazoa; Chordata; Actinopteri; Scatophagidae. Gene Ontology annotation, biological process: regulation of transcription by RNA polymerase II.